Myxocyprinus asiaticus (Chinese sucker) is the source of this 5876-nucleotide messenger RNA. RefSeq lists its product as uncharacterized. Lineage: Eukaryota; Metazoa; Chordata; Actinopteri; Cypriniformes; Catostomidae. Bases 158 to 1378 code for a protein of 406 amino acids. The transcript is spliced from 2 exons. The record is from RefSeq and is a predicted model, not a curated record.
UUUUUAAAAGAGACGCGUUUGGAUACAUCCUUGUCUUCGUGCUUCCAGUUCCGGGAGGUGGCGAUAAUGCUCCAAAUGGUGGUGGCCAAUCGCUGGUACACACACAAGAAGAAGUAACAGUCAACGGGCAUGUCCGGUCCAGCCCACACAAACAAACAUGGCGAAUCACAGUCGUUGUUUACAAGUCUGUCUUCUCGCUUUGAGAACAUAUUUCAACAUUCAACGUAAUUUACUUCAACGUCUAUGUUCAGUUCAAAGGGCAUGUCACAAGCAACGUCUUCGCACAAGGCGACAGAUAGCCUUGGUGAUCAUGAAUAGACGGGCAUCUGUUGUUUGGACGCAUCCCCAAAAUCAAAAUUGGUGGGAUACCAUUGUACCAGAAUUCAGUCCGAAGCAGUUCAUCCAGAACUUUAAAGUCUCUCGGGGGUCUUUUGACUACAUCUACCGUCGUCUUAAGCAUGCAAUGGAAAGAAGGAACACCAAUUUCCGCUUGUGUGUACCUGUUAGAAAGCGAAUCGCCAUUGCCCUCUGGAAGCUGGCCACAGGCAACGAGUAUAAAAGUGCAAGUCAACUUUUUGGUGUAGGUGUCAGCACUGUGUUCAACUGUGUGCAGGACUUCUGCAAUGGUGUAAUUAAAGUUCUCCUGCCUGUACACAUAAAAUUCCCAGAUUCUAGGAAGCUGGUGGAGAUGGCAGAUUGUUUUGAAGAUCGCUGGAAAGUACCACAGUGUGUUGGUGUGAUAGACGGCAGCCACAUCCCAAUAAUAGCGCCUGAAGAGAAUCCUCGAGACUAUUUCAACAAAAAAGGCUGGCAUUCAAUAGUGAUGCAAGCAGUAGUGGAUGGGGAAGGAUUCUUCUGGGAUUUGUGUGUUGGCUAUCCUGGGAGUAUACACGACGCAGGGAUCCUAAGGCAUUCUCAGUUGUGGAACAUGUUGAAAGAUGGACAACUGAUGAGCCAAAACAAAAUAAACAUCUCCGGCCAUGAUGUCGGACACUACCUGAUUGGAGACUCGGCAUACCCCUUGCAAAACUGGCUCAUGAAGCCAUUUUCAGGCACAUUGACCCCACAGCAGUGCAGGUACAAUUUCAGGUUGAGACCUGCAAGGUCGGUUGUGGACAUGAGUUUUAGGAGGCUAAAGGCGCGAUGGAGGUGUCUCUUAAAAAGGAAUGACUGUAAGCUGGAUCUGAUAAAGAAGAUGGUAAUGACCUGCUGUGUGCUGCACAAUAUCUGUGAGGAGUAUGGAGACGACUUCAGUGAGGACCUUCCAGCCAUGUAUGUGAACAUGCAGCCCCCUGUCCAGGCAUUAUCUGAGCAUGGACAACCAGAAGGAACUGAUGUACAAGCUGCAUUGUUGGACUACUUUAACAGACAGAAAUAGUGAGAUUGUUCAAGCACCAGUACCUUUUUUUUUUUUUUUUUACUUGUUGGUUUUCUAUUGUUUUUCACUACUUCUUACUUGCCUAUGUCAGACCUGCCAACCUGUACGUAUUUUGACAUCAAAGUACGCUGGUACGAUUUGUCACUCAACGCAAAAAGCCGGUGAAUCCUUUGUGUUCAAUUGUGCAUGUGCAGUACACAAGUCUAACAGCAAGAGACAGCAGCGUCUAGCCUGCCGAAAAGCAAAAGAAGAAGAAGAGUUCGACCAAUCAUAACGCUGGGUUCAUUCCCCCAAAUAUCAAGUGGGGUUGAUGGACAAAUGUGUUAUGUCAAUCAUUUCAAGAGACUGCAAAUCGACAGCAACACAAAAUAGGUUUUAUCCCUCUUGUUCCCCCUCACUCCAUCUGGCUGGUUCUUCAAGUGAGGACGGUGCUUUUAACUCCUUUGCAAAGGUAAACGGGCUGGGGUGGAUGUGGAAAGUUGAAAUUGUGAAUUGAGUUAACUUAAUGUGGACCAGCCAACCUUGGGAAAAUAUUUAACAUUAAUAACGUUAGCCUAACGUCACAUAAUUUGCAAGCUAGCUUGCUUGUUCACCAGGCAUUUAAGUUGGCAAAGUAAUGUUAAGUUAUAUGGUCCUUGUGUCACAUAUUGUUAAACGUGACUUUUCAUAGUACCGUAUUCAUAAUUAUUAUUGCAGCCAAACCCAUCACCGUAAUGAGUGGAGCAGAUCAUGGCAGGAUGAAAAAAAAAAGCAAGUGCACGUGCCGCAUAAACAGUGUUGGGAAGGUUACUUUGGAAAUGUAAUAGGUUACAGAUUACAAGUUCCCCUAUUUAAAAUGUAGUAAGUAGUGUAACUAUUACUUUAUUAAUGUAACUGAUUACAUGUGAUUAUUUUUCUAAAUUUCUAAUGAAUGUUAUCAACUGUUAAUCAUUUUCAAACAUUUAAACCAGGCAGGGUUAACCUUACAGUAGUACUCAACACUGAUUACUGUCAGACUUUCAAAAUCCUUCAUCACUUGAAUUAAGAUUAUAAUAAUUUAAUUUUAAAGCACAGCCACCACAAAAUCAGACUUUAGCACCUCUUUUUACUUUGAGAUCGUUCUGAGGUUAAAUACAGAUUUAAAAUCAAAAGACACUCAAAAUUAAAAUGGGUUAGUGGUAAAGUUGCUUUGGCCAGGGGAGUCUGUUGGUGCCCUGAAUUUCACGACUCAGUGACCUCGUGAGUCAUUAAUGUAGGUUAUGCUACAAUGCUGAAAUGCUGAAACUGUAAUAUUAGAUCUGACAUGGCUACCAACCUUAUUCAAGGAUAGAAAAACAUCUAUUUAUGAAUUCUAUUCAUAAAUAGAAGUGUGGCUGGUAAAGACGUCUUUAGCUAGCUAGCAGACUAGCUAAUUUGUUAUGAAUGGAGAUUAACAUCGUUAAGUAAACUACUGGACAUGCACCAAGCAAUACAGAGCUAAAAUACAUCUUGAAUAUACAUUAGUAGCAUGGUGUGGCAGCCGGGCAAUGCCUUUCCUACUUUAUUUAAUGACUGCUUACAGUUAACUGUAGGCUAAGUUACAUACCUGCAAAUGCUUCCUCAGGUUCAACAUUGAAACCUUCGAUGUCGAUAGCAUUUUAAUAGUUGGCAAAUAUAUUUUGCACUGAACUGUUAUAUUUGUGCCCUUUUCUGAUUUCUGGCCCCCCAGAAGUUCCUCACAAAGUAUCAGGAGCAAUGGCUGUGCCUCCGCAAUUCAAAACUGCCAAAUCAUGCAUUUUGCACAUUGUGCAAUUAUGAUUUUGAUGUUAGCCACCAAGGAACUGCAGGUAAUAAUGUAGCUAAACCUGUAGUUACAAAGGCCUACAUGCCUAGCUAAUUUUUAAUCAAAUAGGCUACAUAUUUGUCAUUAGGCCUAUAUGAUGUGUGCCUAUAUAAGCUGAUUCAAUUAUUUAAUUAUUAAAUAAAAUGGAAAUCCUGAACAGAAACUUGUUUUAUUCAUAAUUGACAGUGUUUUACAUCACAACAUACGUUUUUUUUUUUUUUUGUUUUUUUUUUACAUUACAACAUAAGUUUCUGUAAAUACUUGAAAAUGAAAACAUAUGUUACAAUAUACAAAAUAAAUUAUUUCCAUUUUUAUUGAAUAAUUGAAUGCAAUUGACUUAUGGUUAACAGUUUGUAUAAGCACACAUAUACAAUGAAAUAUGAAUCAUGAAUAAAAAUUGGUUUUAAGCAGGUGUACUGAAACUUUUGACAUUCACUGUAUUAUACUAUAGCCCAGUGCAGUGCGAGUAAAAGAUUUAGAGUUAUUCAUAGGAAUAUUUGAUUGUAUUGUUUUCUUCAUAGCCGAUUUAUAUGUUGAAUAACUUGAUGAUAUGGCGGUGAGUGGGGAAAUGACCAUGUGCAAAGCGAAGUGGUGCGAAAGCAUGUGAAUUAAUUGUGGUACUCAAAAUAUUUUGCCAAGGUUGGCAGGUCUUCUGUGUUGUGAAUAUUCACUGAAUAAAUGAUCCAAAGGUUGAUAAACUCGUGCUCCUUCUGUUUUUCUCCUAGUUGACAUAUCGGAGUUACAAAUAGCAAGCCACCUCAAAUCUUUUUUAUGUGUAUCUAUUAAAAUAGCAUUAAGACUAUAUUGUUCUAGUAAGAGAGAACAAAACUAUCCAUAACUCAUUGGCAUAAAAUUAAUAUUCCGGGUUCGAUACAAGUUAAGCUCAAUCAACGGCAUUUGUGGCAUAAUGUUAAUUGACAAAAAAAAUAAAAAAAUACUUUUGACUCGUCCAUCCUUUAAAAAAGCAAAAAUCAAGGUUACAGGGAGGCACUUACAAUGGAAGUGUAUGGGGAAUGUUAAAAUACUCACUUUUUCUAAAGUAUAGCCACAAGACAUAAAGAAUAUGCAUGUUAACAUGAUUUUAGUGUGAUAAAAUCACUUACUAACCUUUUCUGUGUAAAGUUGUAGCCAAUUUUAAAACUUUGUUGCCAUGACGAUGUAAUGUCAACAAACCCUAAAAUAGAAUCACGCAGAAGUAAACGUUUACAGGGUAAACUUUGACAGCGGUGAAUGGGAGACCACAGCAAAUAUUAUUUUCACUUAUCCAUUUGCUUCAAGAGCAAAAGAAAAAGUCCACUAUUACGUUUGAAUGACUUUCCAGAAGAGGAAAAAAAUAGAGAGCGGUGGAUUAAGACAGUAUGGGAGAUGAUGUCAAAUUUACUGUCACUCUCUCAGCAGCUGUAAUCGAACCCACCUCGCAGCUGUGGUAAUUAUUUUUUUAAAACUAAUUCCAGGGUAAUAUAACACAAAGAAUAAUGUUAUAAACUUACACUAAAUAUUUGAAAAAUUAUCAUAUAAAAAAGUUUGCUAGAUUUACGCAGCUAAAUAAGGCGGAAACGCGUAAUUGCAGUCUGUGAAAAAGGUCUGUGGCUGUAAAAAUUGACAAUAGAGCGCAAGAGUGACCGCCCGCUUUUUCUGCCGUCUGGGUUCUGGAAGUAUUUUCCCCAUUUCUUCCUUCCAUAGACUUUUAAUAAAAUCCUUCAUAAAAGAGUUGUGAGCCAUGAACCAAACCAACCAGCUCCGAGGUGAAUCACAACAUCACGAACUUUGUUUGGAGGCAAAAAAGUAUUUGAAAAUCUGACAUAAAGACAAAGGUACAAGGAUCUGUACUUGUGUUUCAUGAGGGCACGAACUACAAUCCCAUGAAGCAUUGCGAAUGAUGUCAUUGAAUAAAAAAAUGAUGGGAAUAUAUAAAACUAUUGAUUUUAGGUUAUUGAUUAUAAGUAAAGAAACAAUAUAUUUUACGUUUAAUGCAAAAUAUCCCGAUAUGUAAAAAUAUUUAAGUAGUUUAAGGGUGAAGGGAGACCGACUCGAUUACGUCAUUCAUAGUGCAUCAUGGGAGCGCGCGGUCGCUCUGAGUCAUGUUUUGCGGGUUUCGUUGGAUGUGAUUCUCUGAUUGGUGGAGCUUUCUCUGCUGUAUCAUGGGUAAUGUAGUUGUUUACCAUGGAUUCCGCUAUCAAACAUGAGCAAUACAAUUUAAUUACAGUAUACACCUAUAUAUGGCGCCACGCUGUGACGUAGAACAAUUGAUAAAAGUAGUUAAUAUUAACAUUACACUUGCUUGUAGAUGGCUUUAGUUAUGAACCCAAGAUCAUCAUAGACAUGUUGGUCAGUGCCUAUAUUGUAGGCUUUCUUUUAUCAUAAGAUAUCAACUACAGAGCAAUACAAUUUAAUUACAGUAUACGCUUAGCGCCAAAAUUCAUAUGCUCUAAAGUAAAAAAAUAAUAAUGUUCUUGACAAUCUGGGAGCGUAGUGGGAUAGAGAAAAUAAUAGACUUACAAAAUUAAGCAUUACAUCAUUUGUGUAUUUCUAUAUAUACACUUAUAUUUUCUAUUCACUUUUUUUUUUUUUUUACAUGUAAUUUUUUGUGUUUUUUAUCUGUCAUGUUGUUGUAUUGUUUGUGCACUGGAAGCUUCUGUCACCAAGAAAAAUUCCUUGUAUGUGUAAGUGUACUUGGCAAUAAAGCUCAUUCUGACU